This is a messenger RNA of Leptidea sinapis, 717 nucleotides long. RefSeq lists its product as uncharacterized. The record is from RefSeq and is a predicted model, not a curated record. Bases 1 to 717 code for a protein of 238 amino acids. The transcript has 3 exons. NCBI's taxonomy places the organism in Eukaryota, Metazoa, Arthropoda, Insecta, Lepidoptera, Pieridae.
AUGGUACCACACUACAUUCUGGUUAUAACACUGGCCGUAGCAGUCAGCGCACGGACAGCAAAUACCCACCAAAAUACCGUUGACGAAGGCAGAAGUUCAGAAGACACAGUUUUAGGUGAUGUCAAAUUCGCAUACGAAACGUACAGGGAUUGCAGCGGCAGUGACAUCUCGAGUUGUCUGAAAGUUAAAUUAGCUAAGUCGUUGAACAGAAUAGCAAAGAGCGACGAAAUAACUCUGCUUGGUGGUAUCACGAUCACAAAGGAUAAGAAUGCAGUCGAAAAAGUGGAAGUUGAGGAGGCUAUUCCAAGAGGUCUUGAUGAGAGAUCGUUGGACAACCUCCUUUUGGACAAAAUCGUUGGAUUCUUGCAAACUCAUACCAUCCAGAUCAAAUUCCCCACUGGUUCAGAACUGCAGCGAGCCUUCGAAGACGGUCGUGGAAGAAGAAAGAAGUUGGCACCAUUCCUCGCCAUCCCAAUCUUGAUCGGAGGUCUCCUGGUGCCACUGGCUUUCGGAGCUCUGGCACUCUUAGCUGGAAAAGCAUUGAUUGUAUCUAAGCUUGCUCUGGUCCUCGCUGGUAUCAUUGGCCUGAAGAAGCUUCUGUCUUCCAACCAAUCUGGUGAAUCACAUGAAGUGGUGGUCGCGUCCAACCAUGGCAGCAAUGGGUGGAGCAGGUCACUCGAUGCAAACGACCUCGCCUACAACGCUUACACUCAGUAA